AUGCCCAACAUCCGGACUCUCCAAAAGGGCAAGCGUCCACCACCAGGCUGGGACCUUCUUGAACCUACCUUAGUGGAGUUGGAGGCCAAAAUGAGACAGGCAGAAAAGGAACCCCAUGAAGGCAAACGAAAAUGCGAGAGUCUCUGGCCCGUAUUCAAACUGCACAAUCAACGCAGUCGAUACAUCUACGACAUGUUCUACACCAAAAAAGCUAUCAGCCGAGAACUCUACGACUACUGCCUCCGCGAAAAGUGGGCAGACGCCGGACUUAUCGCAAAAUGGAAAAAGAACGGCUUCGAAAAGCUCUGCUGUCUAAAGUGCAUUGAGGCAGCGGCCACCAACUUCGGUUCCGCCUGCAUCUGCCGCGUGCCGAAGAAGGACCAGCCGGAAGACAAGCUCUUGAUUGAGUGCGUCAACUGUGGCUGUCGCGGCUGUGCGUCUACCGACGUCUAG
Gregarina niphandrodes is the source of this 453-nucleotide messenger RNA. RefSeq names its product BUD31-like protein. Gene Ontology annotation, biological process: mRNA splicing, via spliceosome. The record is from RefSeq and is a predicted model, not a curated record. Gene Ontology annotation, cellular component: nucleus; spliceosomal complex. The transcript has 2 exons. Lineage: Eukaryota; Apicomplexa; Conoidasida; Eugregarinorida; Gregarinidae. Bases 1 to 453 code for a protein of 150 amino acids.